GGCUUAUUAUUGGAGUUUGGGUCAGAAUGUUGGGGCUAAAUGAGGAGGACUGUGAUUAGGCGCAGAGUGACAAGAAUGAUAUCUGCCUUCCUCUUCCAGCCACCACUCCCAAUCUCUCCCAAACACCAAUACUCUCUUCUUCCUUUAACCACCACCCAGCGAUUCCUCACUGCAAGCCACAGUUUUCGAACUUUGUCUACCAAAUCAAUUCCAAACAUGCAGGAUUCAGCAUCAGUAUCUUACCUCUCGCAAAGAGAAGCCGCGGAGAUUGAUGAGACCUUGAUGGGUCCUCUUGGCUUCUCCGUUGAUCAGCUCAUGGAACUGGCUGGUCUUAGCGUCGCUACUUCAGUUGCUGAGGUUUAUAAACCAAGUGAAUAUAGUCGGGUUCUAGCAAUCUGUGGUCCUGGAAACAAUGGUGGUGAUGGUCUUGUUGCAGCCAGGCAUCUUCACCAUUUUGGUUAUAAACCCUCUAUCUGUUAUCCCAAACGUACUUCCAAAUCACUUUAUACCGGACUCGUCACUCAGUUGGAGUCACUGUCUGUUCCUUUCGUCUCCGUUGAAGAUCUGCCUGAAGACUUGUCAGAGGACUUUGAUGUUAUUAUAGACGCAAUCUUCGGGUUUUCAUUUCAUGGUGCUCCAAGGCCUCCUUUUGAUGCCAUCAUCCGGCGAUUGCAGACCCUCCAAAAACGCCCUGUCAUCGUCUCUGUGGACAUUCCCUCUGGUUGGCACGUUGAAGAAGGAGACCAUGAAGGUGGAGGAAUUAAGCCUGAUAUGUUGGUAUCUUUGACUGCCCCAAAGCUAUGUGCCAAGAGCUUUUCUGGCCCUCAUCACUUUUUAGGUGGGAGAUUUGUACCACCUUCUGUUGCAGAAAAAUACAAGCUCGAGCUUCCUAGUUACCCUGGUACAUCCAUGUGUGUUAGAAUUGGUAAACCUCCAAAAGUUGACAUAUCUGCUAUGAGAGUGAACUAUGUCUCUCCUGAAUUGCUUGAGGACCAGGUUGAAAGUGAUCCUGUUUUACAGUUCCGUAAAUGGUUUGAUGAAGCAGUUGCUGCUGGAUUGAGAGAAACAAAUGCCAUGGCUUUGUCUACCACAAACAAGGACAGAAAACCAUCAUCAAGAAUGGUUUUACUAAAAGGAUUUGAUGAGAAUGGAUUUGUGUGGUUCACAAACUACGAAAGUAAAAAGGGUUCUGAUUUAUCAGAAAACCCUUUUGCAGCACUUCUGUUUUACUGGGAGGACAUGAAUAGGCAGGUAAGAAUUGAAGGACCAGUGGAGAGAAUAUCUGAGGAAGAAUCUGAGAAUUACUAUCAUAGUCGUCCUAGAGGAAGUCAGAUUGGAGCUAUUGUUAGCAAGCAGAGUUCUGUAGUACCUGGCAGGCAUGUUCUAUACGACGAAUAUGAAGAACUAACAAAAAAGUAUUCAGAUGGAAGUGUGAUACCAAAGCCUAAAAACUGGGGAGGAUUCAGACUUAAACCAAACCUUUUCGAGUUUUGGCAGGGACAGCCAUCUCGUUUGCAUGACAGGCUGCAGUAUUCUCUACAAGAAGGGAAUCCUGCGUGGAUAAUUCGUAGAUUGGCCCCAUGACUUCUAGUCACUUCUUCCCUGUGAAGAAGAUGAUGGCUGUUUUGGUUUUAUAUCAACCACUACACCGUGAGAAUAAGAUCUUUAUAUACAGUAUAUAGCAUUGUAAUGACUUUAUUUCCAUGUUUGUCACAAAAAUAAAGUGCUUUCCAGUUUAGCACUCAAUAAUGUCGUUUAUUUCUUCCCAACCUCUGCUCUCAUGUCAUCAAAGGCCCUUAAAUUUGUGGUUUGGCAUCUCUGUCAUAGUUUCUAUACUGAUGUUUUAAUUGUUCAAUCUAGACUUAAGAUUAUGUCUUCCAAAAAAAGACAUCAGAUUGUUA
Messenger RNA from Brassica oleracea var. oleracea, 1901 nucleotides. RefSeq names its product pyridoxine/pyridoxamine 5'-phosphate oxidase 1, chloroplastic. NCBI's taxonomy places the organism in Eukaryota, Viridiplantae, Streptophyta, Magnoliopsida, Brassicales, Brassicaceae. The record is from RefSeq and is a predicted model, not a curated record. Gene Ontology annotation, biological process: pyridoxine biosynthetic process. The transcript is spliced from 13 exons. Gene Ontology annotation, cellular component: mitochondrion. Gene Ontology annotation, molecular function: NAD(P)HX epimerase activity; FMN binding; pyridoxamine phosphate oxidase activity. The coding region runs from base 40 to 1584 and encodes 514 amino acids.